UCUUAACGCGCGAAGCGAGUUAAUGAGAGGUUAUCUCAGGUCAGACUAGCUGGACAACAACAUAGCCCGCCAGCGGUACGUAACAGGUGUUUUACAAGGAAGGAGCCUGGUCAGGCGAAUUCCUUUGCCCUGGCGGAGAUAUGUUGCGAUGCCAAAUAUGGUAUUUUGUCGGACUUCACGAGGAGGCGUGGCCAAAAAAUGUUGCGUUGCGAAUUUUGGUAUUUUUCGGACAUUACAAGGAGGCGUGGCUAAAAAUGCUACGUCGCGUUAGCUGACGUGGUAAUUUCGGGAGGGGGCAAAAGCCAAUUUCUAACAAGUUAGCAUUCUUCUUCGUGGAGUCGAUUUGAAAGCAUCUUCCAUCUCAAUUCACCUGUCUUGUGCAACAUACUUCCUGUAUUUUUGUUAUUCGUUCGUUGAACUCUUUAGUUGUGAUCCUUCUAAUUGUCUUUCUUACCCAUUCAUAUAUCUUAAAGAACGCUUCGCAGUUGAGAAUUUAUUCUUUUAUCUAGGAACAUACCUGUAUAUUUGUGUUAUAUCCGUUUGUUGGACUUUUGAGCUGUUAGGAGUCACAGUUUGCUCUAAGGACUUUUCAAUUUCGCCACCCCUGCAUUAUUCAAUCAUGCCCAAGGUUAAGCCAGGCAAAAAGUUAAGUCAGAGGAAGUCUACUCGUCGUUCGGUCCGAGAUGCCGCCAGCCAGCCUUCUCCUGUCGACCUCGAGACAGACGUCGGCCAAGUUUUUACUUCUACGCAGAGUCCAGCUGCUGGAAGUUCGGCGUCGACAACCAACGAUGGACAGGUUUCGCAGGUUAGCACCAGGCGCAGAUCUGGCUGGCAGCAAGCUUCCCGCCCAUCUUUGGAGCAGCUUCAUAUAGAGAGAGAGCAUCUGUUGUUUUCUUCGCGGGCGCCCGGCACUCAUCAUACUUAUAGGAACGCUUGGUCUGUGUUUAAGCAGUUUCGGCUGCAAUAUCAUUAUGAUAUAAGUAUACGUCCUGACGUUGAGCAGGUCGCUCAAUUUAUUGCUUAUCUCUCCUGGAAUGGGUAUGCGGGGGCAACAAUAAGUACAUAUAUAUCAGGCCUGGCUUUUACGAUGCAAACAUUGGGUUGGCCUGAUGUGACUGACGCGUUUGUAAUCCGGCGGCUGGUAGACGGGUGCAGGCGGAAAAAUGCUCGCCGUGAUACCCGGUGUCCCAUAACCCUGCCUAUUCUCAAAUCCAUCCUAAAUUCAUUGACUCACGUAUGCGUUAAUACGUAUGAUCUGGCAUUGUUUCGGGCUGCCUUUCUAAUCGCUUUCUUUGGUUUUCUUCGAGUAGGGGAGUUCACGUCUCGAUCUAGACAUGAACCCGUUCCUUUAUCAGAAAAAGAUGUUAUUAUUCAAGGGAUGGGUAAUCAAGCAAAAUUGCGCAUUGUGAUUGCGAGGUCUAAAACAGAUCAAACUGGACGUGGAUGCUCGAUUUUAAUUCCACAGAAUGUUGUUUCGUAUUUAUGCCCACUUCGCGCUGUAAAUGAUUACCUCGCUCUGCGGAGCUCGGUCGGCUCUGCCUUUUUCCGUCACUUUGACUCGUCACCCCUAACGAGGCACCAAUUUGGCCAAGUUUUAAAGCGUGCCAUUAGUUUUUGCGGGCUACCCGUUGCUCAUUUCUCUUCCCAUUCUUUCCGUAUUGGGGCGGCAACUUCUGCAGCCAUGGCAGGUGUUCCCGAUGUUUGCAUUCAAAAUAUGGGGCGCUGGGCUUCCAACACACACAGAUUGUAUAUUCGACAACCUCUCCCCCCCUUAAUUUAAGCAAUUUUGCCAGUAUGUUUAUCACCCUUCUAUGUUUAAUACCAGUUUGUGCACAAUUUAAUAUCGACCUAAUGUUUAUUUGUUUUUGUUUUUUGACAACCCCUAACGAGCAGUAAAUAUUAACCUUACUCUCUCUCUCUCUCGCUUGUUGCCAUGGUGACGCAAUGGUUAUCUUACCCGUUAAUAGUUCCACGGGCGCAGGCAGAAUUGCUCGCCCACUGUUAGUAGAUUGUGGUCUUUGCUACACUUAUCGUGUUUAUGGUAACUAUGUACCCCCCCCCCUUUUUAGAAUGUACAAUUGGUGCCGCUGUUUCUUUCCUUUUCUCUCUUCCAUGUGCAGUUAUUUGGAGUCUCAACGUGGGUUGUGUCAGCAUUCCACGGAAUCGUAAGAGAGGAAGGGGACAAUUCACGUUUCGCUGACGCGGGCAGUCCCGCUCUAGUUGGGGGCGGGCCCUCACUACUCGGCACGUGGCCGGGUCCUAAAACUCAAUACAUCCGCGAACAGGAGAACACUUGAUUUCUUUGUCGCGGAGCGAAAUCACUAGAUUAACAGCUGUUUUACCUCCGUCGAGGACUCGCUGGCUCGGACGUCGCGAACAGUUGGAACUUUUUUAUGAGCAGAUGUUAUGACCUGAAUACCUUAUCCAGAACUCACACGUGGUAUCAUCAGAUCUCACGUCUUUACUACAAACUUCACUAUUUACUGACUAAGCCCCGCCCCCCCCCCGCCUCUCCUUUAUCUUAGUGCACUAGACUCUUCGCAAGUGGACUGAAUGAGCAUGAAUCCUCCUAGAUGGUUUAAUUGUGCGUCCCUGUUCGUUUAAUGCACCCCCCCCCCCUUUUCCCCGCUUCUUAGCGUGGACCUUGUAAAUACAGCAUGGUUUGAACUAUUGGCAUCAUAUUGUGUUGUGGCGGCGGGCUGACGAUGAGUCAUCCCGUUUGGCGGCAUUCCAUUUUUUGCCACAACACAUUAUGAUUCUUCACUUAUUUUGGGCUUCCUGAGAUAAUAUUUUUCAUUUAUUUAGACCAAUUUCGUAUAUUCCACUCCUCAUGUUAUAAUGUGAACGGGGCUUGGUUCGUCACCCGAUUUGGAUGAGGCCACCAGCGAAUUCCAUUUCGGACCGAACAUUAACGUUGCCUCGUUCACAUUCUAGUUCAGGGCCGUUGGUGGGGCUUCUGAGCACUAGUUUCUGUUUUAAAAGUUUUCCUGCAUAAGCUCGUGUUGCAAACGGGAAUCUUUGCUUCGUAGCUUUGCAGAUGGAAUUUUACGUUGCCCACAUUUGGCCAACAUGACAAACUGGUGUCUUUGUCAUGAAUGUGGAUGGACUGUUUUAAUUGUCAAUUGAGGAGAUUGGUUUAAUAACUUUAAUUUUUCGCAUAUGACACAUCUCAGGAGGCUUUACGUUUAUAUUAUUAUGUUUUGAUUGUUGCAUUAUAUUAUGUUGGCUUUAUUUGACAACACACCAUUUUGCAUUUUGGUAUACAUCAUUUGGAUGAUGCUUUUCAGAAACAAUUUUUAUUAAACUCCACGGAAAAUGCAUUUACUCGCCUCUCGUGUAUUUUGUCUGGGUUGAGAUAAUACCUCUUAACGCGCGAAGCGAGUUAAUGAGAGGUUAUCUCAGGUCAGACUAGCUGGACAACAACAUAGCCCGCCAGCGGUACGUAACAGGUGUUUUACAAGGAAGGAGCCUGGUCAGGCGAAUUCCUUUGCCCUGGCGGAGAUAUGUUGCGAUGCCAAAUAUGGUAUUUUGUCGGACUUCACGAGGAGGCGUGGCCAAAAAAUGUUGCGUUGCGAAUUUUGGUAUUUUUCGGACAUUACAAGGAGGCGUGGCUAAAAAUGCUACGUCGCGUUAGCUGACGUGGUAAUUUCGGGAGGGGGCAAAAGCCAAUUUCUAACAAGUUAGCAUUCUUCUUCGUGGAGUCGAUUUGAAAGCAUCUUCCAUCUCAAUUCACCUGUCUUGUGCAACAUACUUCCUGUAUUUUUCCCUCCUCCAUCCCCUUGUCACCCCCACUAAUUUUCAACGUCAAGAUGUUUUGUUUCAUGUUAUUCAUUCUAACCUGAAUGUGAGCUUCGGGCCUUAAGCCUGGUCGCACACCCAAAGUGGGCCGCAAGGUAAUUCCAUCCAACCUGUUCACCUAAUUUUGGAUACCUUUUUGUAUUUUACUUUGGUUUACCAGUUUAGUUAAUUUAUCAUCAGGUGUUCAGGGGGGUGUUUUCGCCCUUGCUGGAGCUCGGCCUUUUCCUAUCACAUUAUGAUUCUUCACUUAUUUUGGGCUUCCUGAGAUAAUAUUUUUCAUUUAUUUAGACCAAUUUCGUAGAUUCCACUCCUCAUGUUAUAAUGUGAACGGGGCUUGGUUCGUCACCCGAUUUGGAUGAGGCCACCAGCGAAUUCCAUUUCGGACCGAACAUUAACGUUGCCUCGUUCACAUUCUAGUUCAGGGCCGUUGGUGGGGCUUCUGAGCACUAGUUUCUGUUUUAAAAGUUUUCCUGCAUAAGCUCGUGUUGCAAACGGGAAUCUUUGCUUCGUAGCUUUGCAGAUGGAAUUUUACGUUGCCCACAUUUGGCCAACAUGACAAACUGGUGUCUUUGUCAUGAAUGUGGAUGGACUGUUUUAAUUGUCAAUUGAGGAGAUUGGUUUAAUAACUUUAAUUUUUCGCAUAUGACACAUCUCAGGAGGCUUUACGUUUAUAUUAUUAUGUUUUGAUUGUUGCAUUAUAUUAUGUUGGCUUUAUUUGACAACACACCAUUUUGCAUUUUGGUAUACAUCAUUUGGAUGAUGCUUUUCAGAAACAAUUUUUAUUAAACUCCACGGAAAAUGCAUUUACUCGCCUCUCGUGUAUUUUG
Molecule: messenger RNA, 4625 nt
Organism: Lytechinus pictus (painted urchin)
Lineage: Eukaryota; Metazoa; Echinodermata; Echinoidea; Temnopleuroida; Toxopneustidae
Exons: 2
Coding region: 620-1780 (386 amino acids)
Biological process (GO): DNA recombination; DNA integration
Molecular function (GO): DNA binding
Source: RefSeq, a predicted model, not a curated record